AUGCUAAAAUUAUCAAUUGUGUUGGCUGAACCCCAUUUCUACAUUGUUCCUAAAACAGUGAUCCCAAAAUUAGCUCAUUUUGAUAAAACAAUUGUCAUGUUUUCCGAAUUCGCAAAAAGCACAUUAUCGCGGCGUGGUGAUUCCUCUAUAAAUUCAAAUCCUUCGGUAUUUUUUUCCGUGUCUUCGGUUGCUAUAGAUGCUGAUCCUCAAGAAGCAAUACCUUUGCAAGAAUCACGGGAGUUUAGUAAUGUUGACUAUCAAGACGAUUAUCAAGAAACAGAGCAUACAUUGCCCAUUUUGUCACAACCGCCUCCCUAUAAUACUCAAAUGCCAGCCUCCAUUUAUCUUGAUGAACAACCUCCUUUAAACAAUAGAAGAAACUCAUUAUCUGAAGGAUUGCUUUCAUCAACCUCUCUACCCCCUCCAUUAGUCUCUACUUCAAAGCAAACCUAUAAAGAUUCUCCUUUCGCAAUUUUAUUCUUGGCUGGUAUUUUCGUUAUAAUGUUCAGUGGCAUAAUAUUGCUUUUUAAGACUAAAUCCCUAUCAUGGGAUGAUUAUGCAAAGGCAAAAAUUUUUUCUGUGAUUUACAAUAGCAUGGACAUGAAUUCUCGCACAUAUUCGUUUAUAACAUUUUACAUUUUUAUGUAUUUAUGGGCAUCUGAGGUGUUUAGUAAUAUCCAAAGGGUAACUUUAGCUGGUGUUGUUUCAAAUUGGUAUUUUCACCGGCAUGUCUCUGAACGUUUCAAUGGCAAAAUGAUUACCAAAUUGGCGCUUAUCAGAGCAACAACAACAUCAUUUGGAACAGUAUGCUUUGGAGCUUUAAUACUUUCGACAAUACAAACUAUACAAUAUGUUUAUACUCAACUUAAGAAGCGAUCUAGAGGCCGCUUGAGUGAUAUUUUUUACUGUGUUACUGUAUGUCUCCAUUGCAUUGAAGCAUUAAUUGAAAACCUUAACAAUUAUGCGUUGAUUUAUGCUGGUAUAUCUGGUCAUAAUUUUUGUACAUCUGCUAAGUUCACGACAAAAGUAUUUCGUAGAAACUUAAUAUCUGGCUUAUUCGCCGACGUUUAUACAAAAUUUAUCUUAUCAGUCGGAUCCUUGGUUAUAUCUUUAAUAUCUGGUAUCAUUACAUUUGCAUACGCUACUCAUUCGCUUGAAUCUCCUUAUGGAUAUGUAGUUGCGAUUAUAGCCUUUUUAAUACCAUAUUACACUUCAAAAUUUUAUGCUGGUAUCAUGUCGAAUACGAUUGAUGCACUUUUUCUGUGUUAUGCUCUUGAUCAAGACAACGACACGAAUCAUUGUCAUCUGGCUCAUAAAACAUUUAAACCAUUUGAAUAA
Ambispora leptoticha is the source of this 1338-nucleotide messenger RNA. NCBI's taxonomy places the organism in Eukaryota, Fungi, Glomeromycota, Glomeromycetes, Archaeosporales, Ambisporaceae. The record is from the annotation of a GenBank genome assembly.